AUGGUAGUCUACUGUAUUUUGCUGUCAUUAGUUCAUAAGUCGUGUCAAUUUAAGUUACAUUUUUGUAUAAUAGUAGUUGUUGACAAAGUACUAGUGUGAGAAUUUUUAAGUCUGCACAUUUAAUUCAAAUACGAAAGGAUACGAGUGUAAAUCUUUUGUUAGAUCUAAAACGUUGAUUUUUCAAUUUUAAUGUAAACAAAGACAAUGUAUUUAGUGCUAUUUUUGUUACUUUUUACAAAAUCGGCGAUUUUGUUAACUGUAGGAUUUGAAAACAAUGUAAAAACUCUUUUUGGAAAUCUUGACGAUGUUGAAAAACUUCAGAGAUCUCAUCAAUUUGACGCUGUCUCCAGUAAUUUUCCUUCGCAUGAAAGUGUUAGACGAGAGAGGAGAGAAGUUUCAAGUGCUGCAUCAAACAUAGUGACAAAGAUCAAUUACCUCAAUGACAGCCACAAGCAAUUGAUGGUACACUGGGUUGGAGACAAUAGCAAAAUAAUCAUAUGUUUAGCUCGGGAUCCAGCUCCAACGAUUUCAGGCUUCUCGUUACCGUCAUCGUCAACAGUUUUUAUAUCUUACGACGAUGGUGACAGUUACAUAAAUAAAACUGAUCAUUUUAAACUGGAUAAUGGAGAAUAUGCUGUAUUGGAGAAAUUUUAUAAUCAUCCAAAAAUUCACACCCAUUUUGUUGUCACUGAUAUCAAACAUAAUGUGAUGUACGUAACAACUGAUUAUGGGAAAACAUUUAUCAGAAGAGAUUUAAACUUCACACCUUCCGAAGUCUCCUUCCACGAAUUGUAUCCAUCGAUAAUGUUGGUUUUGGAUAAAAAUCACAUUAAAAACAAACUUUGGGUAACUGAAGACUUUGGAGAGACGUUCAGACCACUCUACGAAUACGUAAAAGCAUAUUUUUGGAUGAAAGAUGUCGAUGAAACUUAUCACGUUAUUAUACAAAGAUCGGAACCGAAUAAUUUAAGCUCAAUAAUCCAUUCCUCAAAUUUAUUCAAACAUACGGCAUCUCAAAUUUAUAACACAAAUGUAAAAGACUUCUUCAUUAAAGGCGACUAUCUUUUCACCACAUCCUACACUUCUAAGGGAGAACUGAAUUUAUAUGUUUCUUACAAAUUUGGUAAACGUCAGUUGUGUGUCUUCGACUCAACUGAAAAGUUCCAAAGCUUUUUAAUCGUUGACGUCACCAAUCCUAGAGCAUUGGUGGCCGCGGGUCACACAAAUACAACAUCUCAUUUGUAUACAUCUGAAAACCUAGCAGGAGAUGGUCAGGAAGUGAAAUUUACACUGUCUUUGGAAGAUGUGUUCGUUUUCUUCCCAUUAAGCUCAUGGCAAGAUACAUGGUUACACCAUAUGUCGGAAGAAGCUUUCGCAGACGUUUAUAAAGUAGAAGGAAUUACUGGAAUUUAUAUAGCAUCAAAAGUACUUUCUAAACCAGUUGGGGGACAUUUAGGACCACAGCAUUUAGGAUCUGUCAUAACAUUCGAUCAUGGAGCUACUUGGAAGUUGAUCCAACCCCCUGCAUUCUACGUAGAUGGUCAAUCAACUGGUUGUGUAAGCACCAAUAAUUGCUCUUUACAUUUGAGUCAGAAAUUUAAUCAAUUAUUACCAGAUACUAGAUCAGUUGGAAUCUUAUCCAGUAAAUCAGCCCCUGGAAUAAUAAUGGCUACAGGUGUUUUGGGUAAAAAUUUAAAGGGACAUUAUGGAAUAUACAUAAGUUUGGAUGCUGGAGUCACAUGGCGUCAUACACUUAUGGAUUUAUACUUUUUUAAUAUGGGCGACCAUGGAGGUAUUCUCUCGGCUGUUAAAUACUAUAAAACUAAAGGAGAAACAAGACAUAUUGAAUAUUCUAUUGAUGAAGGUAGAUCAUGGAACCAAACGGAAUUUCAUAAUGAAGAAUUAAGACUAUAUGGAUUAAUGACUGAACCAGGAGAAAACACAACUGUCUUUACAAUGUUCGGAUCUUUACCUGAACGUCAUCAAUGGAUUAUAGUUAAAGUAGAUUUUACAAAACUAUUUCCCCGUAAAUGUACAAAGGGUGAUUAUAAAAUGUGGUAUCCUAGUUAUAGUGAACAAAACCGUAAUUAUAUCCCUUGUAUUCUUGGACAACAAGUUACUUACCAGCGAAGAAUACCGCUUGUUAAUUGUUUGAAUGGUUUGGAUUAUGUUCAAGAAACAUCUAUAGUAAACUGUGAAUGUGACCUUCUAGAUUUUGAAUGUGAUUUUGGAUUUACUCUAGUUGGCUCUCCACCCCGCUGCAUUCGUGACAAGACAUUACCCAUAAAUGUCUACAAAAUACCUACUUCUUGCAAACCAGGAGAAUUCUUCAAUCGCACCAAAGGUUAUCGUAAAAUAGCAGUAGACAAAUGUAUUGGUGGUUUUGAAUCUCACUAUCUUCCGGAUUUAGUUCCUUGUCCUUUCAAAGAAGUCAAUGAUUUCAUUCUUUUUGCACAACGAGAACGUAUUUCGAGAUAUAAUCUUGUAACUAAAAAAUUAGAAAAAUUACCAAUUUCAAAUUUAAAGAAUGUCAUAACUAUUGAUUUCGACACUGCUGAGAAUUGUGUAUAUUGGGCGGAUAUAGCUGAAGAUACUAUAUCAAGACAAUGCUUCUCUAAUGGUACCACUGUGGAAGUACUCAUAUCAAAUGAUCUUGCGUCUAUAGAAGGGAUGGCUUUUGAUUGGAUUUCGAAGACUCUUUAUUUUGUAGAUGGCGUGCGAGCUAAGAUAGAACUAAUAAGAACUGAUAUACAUAACAGUGGAAGAAUGAGAAGAACAAUUUUGAAUUCUACUGUAUUACAUAAACCUAGAGGUAUUGUCCUACAUCCUCAAAAUGGCUAUAUGUUUUGGACAGACUGGUCCGUGGAAAAUCCUUCAGUGAACAGAGCUAAUUUGGAUGGUACUAAUAAUUUAACUUUGUUUGGAAGGAACAAAGUUGAAUGGCCAAAUGGAAUAACAAUUGAUUAUAUUGCCAAUAGGUUAUACUGGGUGGAUGCUAGAUUAGACUACAUAGGUAGUUCCGAUUUACAUGGGGAUGGAUUUAUUAAGGUUGUCUACAAUACUGAUGUAGUCUCUCACCCAUUUGCUAUUUCUGUUUUCAAAAAUAACAUGUACUGGGACGACUGGAAGAGGAACUCUAUCUUCGCCGCUGAUAAAGAUAAUUUUACUGGUGUAGAAAUCAUUUUAAAACAAAUGCCAGGUCUUAUGGAUCUCAAAGUUUUCGCUCAUGGUUUGCAAAUAGGAACAAACGCAUGUACAAAGUCCGAUUGCUCGUACAUAUGUGUUGGUUUACCUAAAGGCGGCCACGCUUGUUUGUGUCCCGAUGGAUUAAUAAUGCAAAAUGGUAAAUGUAUGUGUCCAGGAAAUGUGGAACCAUUAGUCAAUUUGACGUGUCCAUCAGUUGGAAAUAGUUGUAGUCCCGAACAUUUUACAUGCAACAACCAUUUGUGUAUACCUAAAGGAUGGAAGUGUGAUGGUGAAGAUGACUGUGGUGAUGGCUCUGAUGAAUUUCAGUGCAUCACUGAAACAUGUCCUCCAUCAUUUUUCAUUUGCGGAGAUGGAAAAUGUUUGCCAAAUUAUUGGAGAUGUGAUUAUGAUACUGAUUGUGCGGACGGUUCAGAUGAAGCUAACUGUCCACGCCAAAAUUGUACUGCUGGUCAAUUUGCUUGCGAAAAUGGAAGGUGCAUUUCUUCUAAAUGGAGAUGUGAUGGAGAAAAUGAUUGUAGGGAUGAAUCAGAUGAACGAAAUUGUAAUGAAGGAAAACCAACUAGCUGUAAAGGUGAGGAGUUUACUUGUAAGUCUGGUGGCGUUAUUUGUAUACCAACAACCUGGAAAUGCGAUGGAGAAUCAGACUGUACAGAUGGUUCAGACGAAUUUUCAUGCUUAAACAACACUUGCACUGAUGCUCAAAUGGCUUGUGGUCCUCCAAAUAACAGAUGCAUCUAUAAAACUUGGAUAUGUGAUGGAGAUACAGAUUGUACUGAUGGAAGAGAUGAAAAAAAUUGUUCAUUCAGUACCAUGGAGGUACCUAAGUUACCUGAAGAGUUUGAAAGUAAAAAUGGAACUUGUCAUGACCCCUGGAUGUUCAGAUGUAGAACUCAACGUUGCAUUCCAUUUUGGUGGAAAUGUGAUGGUGCUGAUGACUGUGAAGACGGUAGUGACGAAUUAGGAUGUAACACCCCAGUUUAUCCUCCUAUGGAACCUACUUCUCAACGACCAAACACUAUUUGUGAAAACAAUCAAUUCCAAUGUGAACAAGGAGAUUGCAUCACAGCUUCGUUUGUAUGUGAUGGUAUGGAUGACUGUUUACAUGGAGAAGACGAAAAGAACUGUAAGACCUUUAUGAACUGUACUCAUACACAGUUUCAAUGUCGAAAUGAUGGAAGCUGUAUACCUAAAUCAGCUGUUUGUGAUAAUCACUUUGAUUGUGUGGAUAAGACUGAUGAACAAUAUUGUGAGCACAAUUUGCCUGAUGGUCCAGGAGCACCUAGCUGCAGCUUUGGACUAUUUCCCUGUGAUGAAACCUGUUAUCCAUUAUCUCUAUACUGUGAUGGAAAAAUUGAUUGUAAGGAUGGUUAUGAUGAGAGAAAUUGUUCCAAGAAAUCUCGAGUAUAUCAAGUGUUGAUGGAGGUUGAUGAAAGAUUCACAACAAGCAACUCUUUCUAUCUUCGAUGGUGGACUCCACAAGCGCCUGCAAUUAAAUUUGAAUACCUUCCUUCCAUUAAGAAAAUCGGGAAUGAUCAAUGGAAAAAUGAAUCUUGGACUAGCCAAAACUUCUAUAAUUUCACCAAUCUACAACCUUUCACAAAAUACAAUCUAACAGUGUAUGUUAAAAUACAAAACACAAGCGUUAUAUUCCCACCAGCAAUGUUUAACGUUUCUUCAACUGCUGAAGGUACUCCAAGUGAACCCUGGAAUGUUACUGUAAAACAACGUAAUGGAUCUCAUAUUUUGGUAUCUUGGAAUAAGCCACGAACUCCAAAUGGUAUUAUAGUUUCAUAUGAAUUAUGUUGGAUUUCUCCUAAAUCUGCUGAAGUCAGACUCAAGCUAUUGGGUAAUGAAACUGCACAUCUACUUACACAAGAUUUUGAACAUGGUCUCAAUUACACUUUCUGGGUUAUUGUUCACAACAGAAAAUACGAGAGUGUAAAAUCAGCUCCCGUUCAUUUGAUAUUUGAUGGAGAAACGAAUGUAUCUAUGGUGAAGAAUAUAUCUGUAAUAGAAUCAGAUGAUUCUAUCUCUCUCAAAUGGAUAUAUGAUGGCGAAGCAGAUGGUUUCAAUGUAAGAACUUUUGCCGAUAGACCUUAUCCCGAUUUACCGUCCAGAAUAACUAAAACCACAAAUAUUACAAUAAAAUUAGCAUCAGGAACAAAUUAUAGAUUUGAGAUUAAUGCCUUCAAAAAAGACCUUACUGGUGCUACAAAAUCAAUUACUGUUAAGAAAUCAGGUCAUCCUUUACCAGCAAUAGACAGUUUGCAAGUUACUCUAAUGAAAGAUGUUGGUACUAGUGUUAAAAUGAGGUGGGAAAAACCAAAAUAUCUGAAAAUGUUAUCUUGGUUAUAUGGAAUAUAUUAUGGUACCAAUCACGAUCAAUUAUUUGAAAAACCCAGAUAUACCACCAACAUUGAAAAUAUUAUUAUAUCAAAUCUACAACCCUGUGAAAGCUACAUAUUUUCUAUUGGUCUGGUGGGUCCUGUUGGUUAUGGUCCUUUAUCGGGAUAUAUAAAACAAAUCACGACAUCUGGAAAUCCUAAAUCACCACCAAAAAGACUUCAAGUAGAAGCAGAUGGAGAUGAUCCUAUUAAAAUGAAGAUAUCAUGGAUUCCACCAUGUUCAUCAAUCCAGCCAGAAUUUUAUAAGAUACUUAUCCAAGAAAAGAGUACUACUCUUACUUCCCUUCGCAAAGUAAAUGGUUCUCAUACUAAUAGUUACGUUUUUACAAUACUACAUGGAGGUGUAUAUGAGAUAAAAGUAGCUACUGGAGAACCUGAUGCUAUUUACUCUCAACCUGUAACGUACUAUGCACCAAGUAUUCAAGCACCAAUUGAAAUAAGGGUAUUGACAUAUCCCAACGGCAGUUAUAUAGUUGACUGGAAAGAUUCUAACCUACCUAAAAAUAUUGGAAAAUAUAAAUAUGAAAUUUUGGUUCAAAAUGGAAACACUCUGAAUGAAACUCUAGCUCAGAAAUUCACAGUUGAAAAAUCACCAUUUAUCUACACCAAUUUAUCUUACAACUCUUACACAUUUGCUGUGAGAAUAAAAACUGCUAAAGGUCUAAACUCCCAAACCUCGGAAUUGAUAAGUAGAGAAAAUCCGUAUGUGGAAGUACCAUCGAAUAUGACCGCCAUCAUCGUACCAAGUAUGAUAGUACUCGUAGCAUUGCUAGCAGUCAUAACAUUUCUGAUAAUUAGAAAUAAGAAGAUACAAAACAGCUUCACGCGAUUCAGUAACUCACAUUAUGACACGAGAUCCCAGGCUGCCACUUUUGAUGAUAAUAAUUUAGAAGAAGACGACGGUCCUCAUAUUGGUGGGUUUUCCGAUGACGAACCACUCGUUAUUGCGUAAUAAGUUGCUUCUGUAGUCUGAUGCAAAUAUGAAAAAUAUUAAUAUAGUUAUUUUUUCAAAAAAAAAUACUUAUUAAUAAUUUUUCUUAGUAUGUAUUAUAGUAAAAAUUACUCUGGGAAAGAGCCAAUAAAAUAUUUAUGCUAAUUUUCAAAAUUCUUGUGAUUUUAUAUCUUGCUCAGUUACCAAAAAUAUAAAUAUUACAUUAAACAAGGUGCCGAAUUAAAAUACUAGUUAAGACACUAAUAAUCACAUAUGUAUAUUUUAACUGAUUUAGUACCAUAAGAAUGACUUGGUUAUGUUUCCAAAAUCCUAUGAAUUUUACUUCUUUCAACACCAUAAAUAAUACAAUAUUAAUUUUGAGUGUGGUUUCCUAUAUUUGUACUCUAUUUCAAGGCAAUCAAAUUUGAAUGAAAAAUAAGGUUAUAAAAAAAAUAAAUAUGCCUCUUGAAACUUAUAUAUAUAAUGUAUUUUGAUUAUUUAGUAGCUCUUUGUAGUUUCAGUUCUGGAGGUAAAAUUUUGGAAGAUAUUUAAUGAAUUUAUGAGUUUGGAUUAACACUAAAAAUCUGAUAUAUAAAAUAAAUAAAUAAAAUAUAUCAAAAGAGUCUUGUUGUAUAUUAUUAUUUGUAUUAUUACGGGAUCUUCAAAUAAUAUAAAAAAUGUGAUGUCUAGUUUUAGUAUAUUUAAAUAAUGUGUAUAUUGACAAGAAAGUAAUGGAAAUGUGUUUGUGUAUAUUAUUCCAAAUUAGAUGGACUGACUCUGUAUAAGGUUUUCGGAAAGGGCUAUUAAGUAAAGCCGCUUGUGUCGAGGCAAAUCUUUUUUUCUGAGUAUUGAGAAAAACCUGAAAUAAUUAGUUUUCAAA
Diorhabda carinulata is the source of this 7423-nucleotide messenger RNA. Its product is annotated as sortilin-related receptor-like. Gene Ontology annotation, cellular component: membrane; Golgi apparatus. The transcript has 20 exons. Gene Ontology annotation, biological process: post-Golgi vesicle-mediated transport. NCBI's taxonomy places the organism in Eukaryota, Metazoa, Arthropoda, Insecta, Coleoptera, Chrysomelidae. The record is from RefSeq and is a predicted model, not a curated record. Bases 205 to 6564 code for a protein of 2119 amino acids. Gene Ontology annotation, molecular function: protein binding.